UAACGUUAGAAUUAGAUGGUUAUUACUUAUUGAUAUUACUGAUAAGGACGUGCAUCCAGUAUAACCAUCUAGUGUCAAAGGAAUUAGUAGGUACUUAUUACUUAACGAUAAUUAUUAGCGGAUUCCGACAUCAAUCAUUUCUGUUUUUUUAUUUCGUUCGGUCGUUUUGUUCGUUUAAACAAACGGUGUUAUUGUCAUUAUUAUCCCGACGCUUAUUGCUGUUCUCUUGUCGACAACAAACCGUGCAUAGAUUUUUAAUGAUGGAAAAUCAAAGAGCAACGUCAAGCUCGACAUUUCAGCCACAACAGAUUACACAACCGCCAAUCGAAACACUACUGUUUAAUGAUAUUAUUAAAGAGAAAAGUCUAAUCUUAGGUGAUUUGAUGAAUCAGUUUUUGCAAGUCUAUCCUUUCAGUAAAUUUGAAUCUGAAUUCAAUUUAUUCACAAGGCGUAUUAAACAUAUUGCAAGGGAUGGACAGCGUAACGGCACAAACUCCGUACGUCAGACAAUGCAGAUACCUUCAAAUAAUACUGCUUCAACAGAAGAUGUUGGGUCACGGGAAAACAAUCCGCAACACAUUGAACAACCAAAUUUAUUUCAACGACCAGUGGCUGCCGAACAUAAACCCAAAACAACAAUGAUUCAUAACGAUCAAUUGAACAAUAUUCCUUACACAACAAGCAACUUAUGUGAUACAGUUAUUGAAGAAAGUAUAGUCAAUAAUGGUUCUGCUCAAAAAAAUACUCAACAAUCAAAAUUCCUGCCACCAACUAUGCCAAUACCAUACUCUGAGUCGUUAAAAAUUGAUAAUGCACCACCUACUACGAUCAAUAAUGCUAAUGCUGACAUUGCCAUGGACACUGAUUCUGAAUUAGUUGAAGCUGUUGAGAUACCAAGUAACAUUGACAACUCUAGCACAUCUCAAUUUCAAGAUCAGUUAAAUUGUUCUGAAAAAAUUAAAGUUAAGUGCUUAACCAAGUGGUCAGUGAAUUUAAAGCAAAUUAAAUCGAAUAAGAACAAUUCAAAAUCAGUCAUCGCAUUAACAGGUACUUUAUUGGCAGAAGAUCAAAUCAGAGUAUUGAAGAAAGUUCAUAAAGCUGGUAUUUUGGUAGCCCGCAAAACCAAAAACAUUGUCAAAACAGAUAAAGGAUUUUACCACCUAAUUGGUCCAAUCAUUGAAGGAUCUCCAAUAGAUUUGUUUCGUGCAUGUGUAGAAAUAAAUGGUAUUCCAAAAACAUGGAGGAAUAUUUUAACACAUUUGUCAGCAGAAGUUAAAGUAAAUCACAAUGAGAGUAUGACAAGAAAAGGCACAGUUUAUAACAAAGAAAAAAAAGCUAGUCAAAAUUAUUCCGGAGCAGAAGACAUUGUUGAAAAUGAUAUACUCAACGAUAGUGAUCUUCGUCAACAAUUGACACAACUAUCAACAUCUAAAACAAUAAAAUCAUUUGAAGGAUGUCAUACUCCAAGUCAACUUUUGAAGUAUAAAUUUCAUAGAAAGUUUGUUAAAGCCUGUUUAAUCAUUGGCAGUCAAGAAAAUGCAGAUGAUCUAUGAAUAAUUUCAACAGAAAUCAAACCUACAAAAUUCUAAAUGGUGCGUAUACUUAAAAAAAAAAAAAUUGGACAAUUUUAAAGAUUAAUAUUUAAUUAAUUGAACAUUUAAUUGA
This is a messenger RNA of Melanaphis sacchari, 1665 nucleotides long. RefSeq lists its product as uncharacterized. The record is from RefSeq and is a predicted model, not a curated record. The coding region runs from base 258 to 1553 and encodes 431 amino acids. Lineage: Eukaryota; Metazoa; Arthropoda; Insecta; Hemiptera; Aphididae. The transcript has 3 exons.